This is a messenger RNA of Anguilla rostrata (American eel), 2769 nucleotides long. RefSeq names its product SH3-domain GRB2-like endophilin B1a (gene sh3glb1a). Gene Ontology annotation, molecular function: protein binding. Gene Ontology annotation, cellular component: membrane; cytoplasm. NCBI's taxonomy places the organism in Eukaryota, Metazoa, Chordata, Actinopteri, Anguilliformes, Anguillidae. The record is from RefSeq and is a predicted model, not a curated record. The transcript has 11 exons. Bases 292 to 1506 code for a protein of 404 amino acids. Gene Ontology annotation, biological process: membrane organization.
GCAGAGGAUUAGCUCGAAAAUACGCACUUCCCAUAAACCGUAAUUCACGCACUUGUGUGAACUCAUGCAGCCCAGGGCUGAGCUCUUCCUCUCGACGAAAACCUAGGAGCUCUUACUGUACACUCCCAUGUUAUCAAUUGGUCAACCAAUUGACAAAAAUCGGUGACACAUUGUAAGCUACUUAUCGUUUAAUUCCGACGUAUCCGCCUUUGCUGUAUGGAUAACUAGAUAACUAGCUUGUUAUUCUGUUAUUUUUAAGGAAAUAGUAAGCUAACGUUAGCCAAGUUAGCUAUGGAUUUCAACGUCAAAAGAUUUGCAGCAGACGCCGGUACUUUCCUUAGUCGUGCAGUACAGUUCACAGAAGAAAAGCUGGGGCAAGCUGAAAAGACAGAGUUGGAUGCCCAUUUGGAGAAUCUUCUUGGCAGAGCAGAAUGCACCAAACAUUGGACAGAAAAAAUAAUGAAACAGACUGAAGUAUUACUACAGCCUAACCCAAAUGUCAGAAUAGAGGAAUUUUUGUACGAGAAGCUGGAGAAAAAAGCUCCAACACGAAUGAACAACCAUGAGCUGCUGGGCCAGUCCAUGAUCGACUCGGGGAACGAGUUUGGGCCUGGAACCGCCUAUGGAAAUGCGCUUAUAAAAUGUGGGGAGACAGAGAAACAGAUUGGAGGUGCAGAGCGAGAGUUAAUUCAGAGCUCGGCUAUAAAUUUUCUCACACCUUUCCGGAACUUUCUGGAAGGGGACUUCAAAACUAUUUUGAAAGAACGGAAGCUCUUGCAGAACAAGCGUCUGGACCUGGAUGCUGCCAAGACCAGGCUGAAGAAAGCCAGGGUGGCUGAUGCCAGGGCUGCGCAACUAAACAGCUCUCCUCCGCCAGGAGAUGUUGACUAUGCGGUACAUUUCUCUUACAUGCUCAACUUCCUGCAUGUGAAAUGGCUGAAGAUGUGGACGGAGGAGCUGAAAAAGGCGGAGCAGGAGCUGAGGAUAACGCAGAGCGAGUUUGACCGGCAGGCAGAGAUCACCAGGCUCCUGCUGGAGGGGGUCAGCAGCACUCACGCACACCACCUGCGCUGCUUGACCGAUUUUGUGGAAGCCCAGACCACGUACUAUGCACAGUGCUACCAGUACAUGGUGGACCUGCAGAAACAGCUGGGAAGCUUCCCCUCCACCUUCUCCUCCAACAACAACCAGUCGUCGGGCAGCGCGGGGGCCGGCAGCGCGGGGGCCAGCAUCUCCGUGCCCAGCAUCCCCCUGUCGGCCUCACUGCCGGCCCCGGUCGCCGGGCGGGCCUCCUCGGGCUUCAGCGAGCUGCGCAACUCCAGCGGCAGCCGCAAGGCCCGGGUGCUGUACGACUACGACGCCGCCGGGAGCAGCGAGCUGUCCCUGCUGGCGGACGAGGUGAUCAUGGUGUCCAGUGUCCCGGGAAUGGACUCUGAUUGGUUGAUGGGCGAACGGGGGAGCCAGAAGGGAAAAGUGCCUAUCACCUAUCUGGAGCUGCUGAACUGAGUUCUAUGUAGGCUCGAUGGAAAAAGCAAAAAUGUAUUCCAGCUGUGAUUUCCAUAUUUAUACAGUUAAGCAGUUAACUAUGUAUGAUGUGCUUUGGAGUCUUCCACACUGCCAUGUCUUACGGACGGCUCCCCCACCAGUCCUUUGUGAUGUGUGGUCAUGUGGCCAAAAGCUGCCAUGCCAACGACCACAGCCACUCAAGACCUUCAAGAGCUUACAACGGCUUUCAACAUUUAUGUUCCAGCCUUUUAACGUAUUUGACUAACUCAAGACCGUGGCCGUUGUGCUCAAGUGCUUCGAUUACAUUUCACCGUCGGUCGCUUCUGUUUAUAUCUUUUUACUUUUUACAGCCUUAUUAAUGUGUACAAAGAGCACUCAAACAUUGAUUUUUAAGUUGAAGAUCACUUUAACUUUCCUUUUUAUGCAAUGCUAAGAGCUUGUUUUUGAUAGUGCCACGAGGUCUUGAUUUGUCCUUUCAGAGAGGAUAUUGGGUUUUGGGGUCAUAUGAACUGUCAGUUGUCUCUCCCUUUCAUGAUUCUCUCCCAUAGAAUUGUAUAAGAACAGUUCUGUGUGUUCUCACCAGAGGAACCUCGAGGAUAACAAAACUGGGUGAAGAGUAUUCCAAUACAUAUCAUUAGAUCAAGAAGUCAAAACUAAAAUUUAGUAAAGACGUGGGCAUGGUAUGCAUGCUUCAGACAUUGUCCUCAUUUUACCUGUGUACGAUUUCCUCGUGGAACUUAUGGGGUCCAGUGAUAAGUGCCAGUGAGAAAAUGGUUAUCUCAAAGAUGUCUGAGAAAAUGGGGUUUCUGUGAACAAGUCUAAGCUUAUAAAAGCUGCCCCACAACGCUACCCUUUUUAGACUGAGUUAGGGAGUGAUGUUUUCACCGUUGGCCUUACCUACAAGAGAGCACAUUUCCCCUGCCAAAUACUUUUCAAAUGUUUUACCUAGAGAGGACCUGUAAAGAGUUUAACUAAUUGUUAGUUUACUGCUUAGGAGUUGUUUAUGCAAUAUAUUGAUGUGUAACAGUGCCUUAAAAUGAGAAUUGAAGCAAAAGGUUGCAACUGAAUUGUGUGGCUCAACACUAGUUUCACUUCUAAGAUCUGAACAGUGUUUUUACUUCCCUGCUCUUCACUCGCCACAUUUGUGAAGAGGAGCUGGAUUUACUCUAAGAACCAGGUUAAUUCUGCCUUCCUGACGUCUGUUCAGUUAUUAUGGAAAUGUUAAGAACGUAUGCAUUCUGAUGUAUUAAAAGAAAAGAUGUA